AUGGCUGAUCCGCUGUCUCUUCUGCGGCAGUAUCACAUCGAGAAGAAGGAGAUUGUGGAACGCAACAACAUGAUCAUCUUUGGCGAGUACUGCUGGUCAAAGGACGUCAAGACAAACUACCAGAUUUACAGUUCAAAACAGCAUGAAGAAACAACCAAAAGCUACUACACGCUGGAGUGUCUGGUGUACUUUCUCAACAACCUUUCAUUGCCUCAUCCUGUAUAUGUCAAAAAUGCAGCCACUCUCAAUAUCCCUAUUGUACAGCGACCUGACAGAAAAGAUCUGCUCAGCUACUUGAAGGGCGAAGUCAGCACAUCUCAGUCAAUCGACAAGUCCGCUCCCAUUGAGUUGCCUAAAACAGUGCAGCAAAACUCUGUCAGUUCAUCAAACAGCCUCAAACCGCCGAGCACUUCAAGUCGGUAUGGCGGUCCCAGCGCAAUCUUCGAGCGCGAUGUUGACGGUCAAGCCCCAAGGAAGAUGGCCCGAAUGGAUGAGAUGGAAACUAAUCGAAUAAAGAAACUCAAAGAUAAACUGGAUGCUACUAAAUCUCGACCAUCAGGAUUCACCGUUAGGGACGUUCUGGGAACUAGAUCUAGAACUGAUGAAAAUGUUUCCUCAAUUCGGGAAGCACUUGGAAACGAUCAGCUUAACGCUUUAAUUGCGAAACGUAUUGCCAAGAAACGUAGCACAAUUAUUGGCGACAUCGACGAGGAGCCUGCAGAGCUAACAGACAAAAAGUCAGAAAAUAAACAUUUGGACCCUUCCACUGUGCGAUAUGAAGCACAGUUUGCCAAAGAUCUCCGCAGCAAGGAGCGCGUUUGGAGAAAUCGCACAAACAUACUUCAGUCAUCGGGAAGGAACUUUCAAAAAAGCAUCUUUGCCAUGCUCGCCACUAUCAAGGCUCGUGAAGAGGGCGGCGGCUCGAUUCGCAAGCCCGGCAUUCCUGGAGCUCGUGGCCCCUCAAUGCUUCCUCCCAUGUCUGGUCCUGGUGGGCCGAUGGGCGGCGGAGUGCCACCAGGCAUGGGCGGACCGGCGUCCGGCACUGCCGCCGGCGGUGGUGCGCCCCAGCAGUACAAUCGAUACGAUCAGGAGCGCUUCACGAAGAACGACGCUCCGUCGGGCUUUCGAAUCGACACCACCAGCUCAUAUCACGGUCUCACGCUGAAGUCGGUGACGGACGGCUCUGCGCAGGCCAAGUCGCCCCACUCCCUGAAUGGCGGCGGCUCCAAUGGCCUGCGCUCCUCCCAGUCGGGCCUGCCGCAGAAGCCGCAGAAGCGCGUCAGUCGCACGCCCAUCAUCAUGAUUCCCGCGACGCCCACCUCGCUGAUCACCAUGUACAACGCCAGGGCCAUCCUCCAGGACCUGAAGUUUAUUGACUCGAAAAACUGUGAUCAACGAAGAGACAAUGAGGUGCUCAUUCAGAGGCGAAAAGCCGACAACAGCACCGUGCCUUAUCGGAUUGUCGACGACCCAAAGAAGCUCAAUCCUGAUGACUGGAAUCGUGUGGUGGCGGUGUUUGUUCAGGGUCCUGCAUGGCAAUUCAAAGACUGGCCUUGGAAUGGCGAGCCUGUUGAAAUUUUUGCCCGAAUCAAAGCCUUCCACUUGAAGUUUGACGAGAUGAAGCUCGACAACAACGUUGCCAAGUGGUCCGUGGAGAUUAUUGAGCUAAGUCGCAGUAAGAGGCACCUCGAUCGAGCCAACUUGCUCAAGUUCUGGUCAAAGUUGGACCAGCAUAUUAUCAAGUACAAGCAGAAUGUUGUUAGGUUUUAA
Messenger RNA from Rhagoletis zephyria (snowberry fruit fly), 1770 nucleotides. Lineage: Eukaryota; Metazoa; Arthropoda; Insecta; Diptera; Tephritidae. The record is from RefSeq and is a predicted model, not a curated record.